This is a messenger RNA of Papaver somniferum (opium poppy), 1242 nucleotides long. Its product is annotated as putative glucose-6-phosphate 1-epimerase. Lineage: Eukaryota; Viridiplantae; Streptophyta; Magnoliopsida; Ranunculales; Papaveraceae. The record is from RefSeq and is a predicted model, not a curated record. Gene Ontology annotation, molecular function: isomerase activity; carbohydrate binding. The transcript is spliced from 10 exons. The coding region runs from base 87 to 1019 and encodes 310 amino acids. Gene Ontology annotation, biological process: carbohydrate metabolic process.
GAGAGAAGAAGUCAGUCUACACUCUACAGCUAAAGGCCGCAAAACCUCACUUCCUGAACCACUGAAAAAUACUAAGAAGAAUUAAAAUGGCGACAGUUUCAAUGGCUUCUUCUCUUCCAACUAACUUAACUUCCUUCAAAUCUCGUCGAUCCAAUCGAUCUAGUUCUGGUGUUGCAUUUGCAAGUUUAAGUCAAGACACAGUUAAAAUUACUGAAGGCGCAGGGAAUUUACCAAAAGUUGUUCUUACUUCAACUCAUGGUAGUGAGGCAGAAAUAUAUUUAUUCGGAGGUUGCGUGACGUCGUGGAAAGUUCCAAGCGGAAAAGACCUUCUUUUUGUUCGACCAGAUGCAGUGUUUAAUGGCAAGAAGCCCAUCAGCGGAGGUAUCCCACAUUGCUUCCCUCAAUUUGGACCUGGAGCAAUUCAGCAACACGGAUUUGCAAGGAACAUGAAUUGGUCAGUUCUUGACUCUGAGACUAUAGAAGGGAAUCCUGUGGUAACUUUAGAGUUAAAGGAUGAUGCUUAUAGUCGUUCCAUGUGGGACUUCAGCUUCCAAGCAUUAUACAAGGUCAUAUUGAAUUCAAAGAGUCUUUCAACAGUAUUGACAGUGACUAAUACAGAUACUAAGGCUUUCUCCUUCAAUACCACAUUGCAUACUUAUUUUAGUGCUUCUGUUACAGGAGCCUCAGUGAAAGGUCUCCUAGGUUGUAAAACGCUGAACAAGGAUCCAGACCCUAAAAAUCCAUUGGAGGGCAAAGAAGAGAGGGAGGUGGUCUCAUUUCCUGGAUUUGUUGACUGUGUCUACCUGAAUGCCUCCAAUGAGUUACAACUUGACAACGGGCUAGGUGAUGUGAUAUCCAUCAAGAAUGCUAACUGGACAGAUGCUGUUCUUUGGAACCCGCAUUUGACGAUGGAAGCCUGCUACAAAGAUUUUGUCUGCGUCGAGAAUGCAAAGAUUGGAGACGUCCAGCUGCAGCCUGACCAAUCAUGGGUCGCGGAGCAGCACCUUAGCAUUGCCUGAAAAGGAGAUGUCAUUCGACUUGCUUUUUAAAUCUUCCUUCUCUUUUUACAACUUCUUUAGCUAUCACUCUCUUGCUGCACAGAGGUUGGGAGCAGGUUUUUGGUUUGGAAUAAUGUUGUUAUGUUUAUCCUUGUGCAUGUACAUUUGAAUAAAUUCUAAAUGUGAUGUCAAUGAAGUCUUUUAAAUGGAUCCAAAAGUGCAAGCAGUAGCAACCCUUUGUUAA